Brassicogethes aeneus is the source of this 2057-nucleotide messenger RNA. The record is from the annotation of a GenBank genome assembly. Lineage: Eukaryota; Metazoa; Arthropoda; Insecta; Coleoptera; Nitidulidae.
AUCGCGCAACGUUGUAAAUUAUAACCUAAAAAAUACAUGCGAUUUAAAAAGUGUGGAUUUAUGGUUUAACAAAAUAAUUUAUUUUAAGUUUGUUUAUACGGUAAGAAUAUUACUAGCAUGUCUCUUAAUGGUUCGACCCCAAUGUCUGCUUUUGAAAUGUAUAAACAAAGGCAUGUAGAAAAUUUGAACGUAAAGAAAAAAAAACGUAAAACGAAACCCAAAGAAGUUACUGUGACUUCGAUAAAGAAGCAAAAACUACCAGAAUGCAAAGAAUAUGUGGAGGAGGAAGAGGAAAUUCCACAAUUAGUAGAAGUUAAGUCAGAGAAGCAUAAAAUAACGGAACAAAUUAAAACACAAUUUAUUGUGCCAAGGCCACCUAAAGUAAAUCAAGUGAAGAAAAUUGAUAUUAAACAAAAAGCACCAAUUAACCAAGAUAAUAAAGUCAUUAGGGAAAGUGAUAAUGUAAAUAAAAAGAGAAAGAAAAAAAUUAAACUUAAAGUUAAGGUUAAUGGCCAUUCAAAAACAAAUUCGGAAAGGGAUUCUGAUAAUUCAGUAAGCGAGUGUGCAAAAUUAUUUAGAUGGUUUAUAAAUCCAAUACCACCAGAUGUAUUUUUUAGUGAAUUUUGGGAAAAAGAACCCAUUCACAUUGAAAGAGAUACCCCUAACUAUUAUUCUCAUAUUCUUACCACUGAAAGGUUAGAUAGAAUACUAAGAGACAAUCCUUUAUAUUAUACACGUAAUGUAGAUGUUGUAUCAUAUGAAAAUGGCAAAAAGGAAAAUUUUAACCAGGAAGGCAGAGCUGUAGCAGCUGCUUUAUGGGACUACUACUCCAAUGGGUGUAGCAUUAGGGUAUUGAAUCCACAAACUUAUGACCAAAAGGUACAUGUUUUGAUAUCCACUUUGCAAGAAUAUUUUGGGACAAUGGUAGGAACAAAUAUAUACUUAACUCCACCAGGAAGUCAAGGUUUUGCUCCUCAUUAUGAUGAUAUUGAAGCUUUUGUUGUUCAGUUGGAAGGUAGAAAACACUGGAAAUUAUAUAGGCCAAAGGGACCUGAUAUUUUAGCCAGAGAUUCAAGUCCAAAUCUAAGUUAUGAAAAUAUUGGAAAACCAUUCAUGGAAGUGACUCUAAAUGCAGGAGAUAUACUGUAUUUUCCACGCGGUACUAUUCACGAGGGUAGGACAGAUCCAGACUCUCAUUCUUUCCAUAUUACAUUGUCAGUUUACCAACAUACUGCCUAUGCGGAUCUUUUGGAACACGUUUUGCCUGAUGCCCUUAAAAGAGCAGCUUUUAAUGACAUCGAAUUUAGGAAAGGUCUGCCUUUAAACUACCUAAAACAUGUGGGUCUUGUAAACAAAGAUAAAAAAUCUCCACGAAGAGCCGAAAUAAUGAAAAAUGUAAAAAAGUUAAUUUCAACACUCACAAACUAUAUUGAUAUUGACCAUGCAGCUGAUCAGCUGGGUAAAAGUUUUAUGCAUGAUGCAAUGCCACCAGUUUUAUCAAAACCAGAGGUUAUGUUAACUUCUAAAGGUGAUGGUGACUACAUGAAAAAUGGAAGAGUGUUUAAUAGAGUUGAAAUUGGACUGGAUACAAAAAUUCGCUUAGUGAGAUAUUAUGGCUUAAGAGUUGUUAAAGAAAACGAACAGGUUUCAAAAAUAUACUAUUCAUGCGAUAACGACAAAGUUUAUCAUGGUGAAGAACCUCAAUGGCUAGAAAUUGACAAUGGACUUAUCCCGGCAAUGGAAAAACUCCAAAGUAUUUAUCCCGAUUUUAUUGAAGUCGAGCAGCUUCCCAUAAAAGAAGAUACUGGUAAAGUGCAAUUGGUUGCUGAUUUGUGGGAAAAGGGAUUAUUAAUGACCAAAAAUCCUUUAACUGCCUUCAGUGGCGAGGAGGAUGAAAGCGAUUCUGAGACCGAUUUUCCUGGAGGUACCAUUGAAAUAAUGGAAAUUACGUAAAGCAAUUUGUAAUUUUUUGAGUAUAAUAAUUAUGUUUAUGGUGUAUUAUAUUUUAUUGCAAGUUUUAUUUAAAGGCAGUAGUCAAUAAACACUUUUAAACUGUU